AUGUCGUUUCUGUCGCCAACGCUGCGCAUGGAAAAUCUGUCAACGGUGCCCAUCAUGAGUCUGGAUCAUGUGCCCGAGGCACAGCGCUACAACAAAGACAACAUUGUCGCCCAAUGGUGUGCGCCCAUCAAUGGCAAGAUGUACCGCAUUGAACUGGAACACGGCACCACAAGUGGACGCCGCAUGAUCUGGGUCAACGGUCGGGAAGUGCUGCGUCGCGACUGGAUGUUCAAGCUGGUGGGCGAGGACACGUUUGAUAUCGAUCAGGCGCGCUGCAUUAUACGCGUCGAUCCUGCGCCAGGCUUCAAGUACGAGUAUUCGCUUUACAUAGACGGCAAACCGCAUGCCCAGUACACCGAGGAGCUGACGCGUCAGUAUCGGCUUUGGCUGUGCACCUGUGGCAACGAGCAGGCUGGGUCAACGGAUGCGUCGCAGGAAUACCGCAUUAUGCUCAAGCUGGACACGCUCAGCUUGUAUGUGAACGACGAGUUGCGCGAGGAGGCGGCCGUCUUUGUGCAGGGCGGCACCGACACGAGCUUCGUGCUGCAGGACACACCAUUUGUAUUACAGGCACGCUCCAGUGGCAACAAACACGACGGCAUCGUUCACACACUGCUCGUUAACGGGGUACCCGUGCCGGAAGCAAAGAUACAGCAAAUCAUGCAGGAACCCGUCUCCAUACUGCAAACUAAUUGAAGUCCCAGCUACAGACAAAAGGGAUCACAAUUUGCAUUUGCAUUCACGCUCCCAUUUGAUUAAGGGGUACAAGGCAUACCUCAGGCUAAUUCAUAUGAUUGGAGCCCCCACCAUCCCAUAAUUAACUUGAAAGUGUUUAAAGUUUUACUUACACAAUAAUUUAUUCGUUUGCUUAUAUGCAUAAUUGUAACGCAAAUGGUUUACGUUCUCAAUUUCAUUUGACAUUUCGCUAGCAUUCAAAGUACUCAAAGUGCAUUUAGUAUAGAAAACACAAAAUACAAAAGAGAUGAAUAAAUGUAUCAAAAAACAGCUUGUGGCA
Messenger RNA from Drosophila hydei, 1015 nucleotides. Its product is annotated as fas apoptotic inhibitory molecule 1. The coding region runs from base 1 to 696 and encodes 231 amino acids. NCBI's taxonomy places the organism in Eukaryota, Metazoa, Arthropoda, Insecta, Diptera, Drosophilidae. The transcript has 4 exons. The record is from RefSeq and is a predicted model, not a curated record. Gene Ontology annotation, biological process: positive regulation of neurogenesis; canonical NF-kappaB signal transduction; negative regulation of extrinsic apoptotic signaling pathway via death domain receptors.